Molecule: messenger RNA, 789 nt
Organism: Penicillium vulpinum
Lineage: Eukaryota; Fungi; Ascomycota; Eurotiomycetes; Eurotiales; Aspergillaceae
Product: bZIP transcription factor JlbA/IDI-4
Exons: 3
Coding region: 1-789 (262 amino acids)
Biological process (GO): regulation of DNA-templated transcription
Molecular function (GO): DNA-binding transcription factor activity
Source: RefSeq, a predicted model, not a curated record
AUGAUGCUUACUCGAUGCCUGCCUGCUGUUGUUCGAGCGCCGCGGCAGCGAUCCAGACCUCCACACACUGGUUCCAACCCGCCCUAUACCGGCACGCAGGAACGCCAUCAAGGGCCUGCUGAAUAUUCGCCAUGGGCGAAUCUUCAUCCGUACAGUGAUAACGACCUCUUCUCAUCGCUGACACCGCCGUUGGAAGGCUUUCCCUCGGCUGUGCCAGUCUGUCAAUCCUUUGAUACCCUCACGCACGAGUCGGCACUCUGGGCAGAACCCGAUCUGUCCUUUGCCGAUACCGACUGGAAUUUCGUAUCUGUGAAUCAUUCGACGCCGUACCCUCCUGGAUAUGACGGUGGCGAUGCCCCCGUCAUAGACCUUGGGCAUGGCUCUGUGUCUGCUUUCAACUCUCUUUCGGAUUCCGGCUCAAUCGAGCUCCAAAACUAUGUUCCUGCGUCUAUUGCUCCUAGCUCGGUUAAUUCACAAGAUGGCUACUCGCAUCCUUCCCCUAUCUCUCAGUUCCCUGUUCCCGUCUCGACUUCUCUCUCCAGCCCUGAUACCUCCCAGGGCGAUGAUAUUCUAAGUCGCGUUGAUUCCUCGCGCGUGGAAAAGCGUAAACUCAACACCCUUGCAGCGCGGAGAUGUCGCCAGAGACGUGUGGAUCGGAUGAAGGAACUUGAAGCCGAGUUGGAAAAGAUGCGGAAGGAAAGAGAUGAUUGGAGACUUCGGUGUUCGAAGCUUGAGGGCGAAACGGAUGCUUUGAAGGCUCUUCUCACUCGUAGGAGCAAGGAUACAUAG